CAAAAAAAAGGUUCAAUACCGAGAACAUUAUACCGACAACAUGUCCUCGGUAUAGACAUUUCAUAUGCGCGGGACAUUUUCGCGGUUCUGAAUAGGUUUAGUUGCUAUACCGAGGACCUAUACCGAGAACAUGUUCUCGGUAUAGGGUUUAUAAAUAUCACACUCAGCCGCGAAGCCCCUUCUCCUUCCUCUCUGGUUUCUCUGGGUUUUCUCCGAAACCUCCGCCUCCCUCCGCCGAUUAUAGUCGUUUUCCUCCAUAAAAGCUCGGUUUUAAGCCCCAAAAUUGCCAAGGGUGAAGGAAUUUCUGUGUAUUUGUUGAAGGUUGGGUAUUCGGUUUUUGUUGGAUUAUAGGGAUUGCUAGCAAGAUAUUGAAGGCAUUGUGCUACAUUCAUACAAUGUCGAUCGACAAGAGUUGGAUUAAUUUGACAGAUCGAUUAUCCGAUGAGUAUGAGGCUGGUGUGAUGGAUUUUCUCCAGAGAGCCCGGCAGUGCGUUGACUCAAGGGGAUUGGUGAAAUGUCCGUGUAGGAGGUGUGUCAACGUUGAAUUUCAGACAAUUGAUGUAUUAGAAAAUCAUCUUUUUGUAAAUGGUUUUCUACGGAAAUAUACCAAUUGGCAUUGGCAUGGAGAGGAUGAAAUAAUACCAAUGAGAGCUCGGAUAGAUCAAAAUGAUGAAGAUGAGAUGAUGGAUGUUCUCACUGAUCUUAUGCAAAAUGACAAUGACGAACAAGCGGAGAAUGAGCGCGGUCAAGAGAUACCUACAACUGACUACAGGAGUGGGCAACAUUAUAACGAUUUGUUUGCUGAGAUCGAGGCUCCAUUAUUCCCCGGGUGUCAAAAUUACACUUCAUUGAAUUUCCUAGUGAAGUUAAUGCAUUUCAAAGUGUUGGGAAAAAUUCCCAACAAAAUAUUUGAUGGAAUGCUGGAGUUGUUACAUGAUGCAUUUCCAGCCCCAAAUAAGCUUCCAAAAUCGCACUAUGCAGCGAAAAGGUUGUUGCGGAAACUUGGAUUGGGCUACGAGUCAAUCCAUGUCUGCAAGCAUGAUUGCGCACUGUUUUGGAAAGAACAUGCUGGAAAAAGCAAAUGUCCUGUUUGUGGAGAGGAUCGAUGGGUGGACAAGAACACCAAGGGAAAGAAAGUGCCUCAUAAAGUGAUGCGUUAUUUUCCUUUAACCCCUAGGUUAAUGCGAAAAUAUGCAUCGAGGCACAUUGCUCAACAUAUGAGAUGGCAUCACGAGCAACGUAUAAAAGAAGAUGGUGUAUUGCGUCAUCCUGCUGAUGGGAAAGCUUGGAAGGACUUUGACCGAAAUAAUCCAACAUUUGCAAUGGAACCCAGGAAUGUGCGGCUUGGAUUGGCUGCAGAUGGAUUCAAUCCCUUUGGUAAUAUGAGUCUGUCUUAUAGUAUGUGGCCAGUAGUGUUGACGACAUAUAACUUGCCACCAUGGUUGUGCAUGAGAGAAACUAAUUUCAUGUUGAGUUUAUUAAUUCCGGGACCUCAUUCGCCAGGAAAAGAUUUUGAUGUUUUCUUAAGACCAUUGAUUGAUGAGUUAAAAGAAUUAUGGGUGACUGGUGUACAGACUCGAGAUGCAGUCGAUGGCAGUUUCUUCACUCUUCGGGCAGCUUUGAUGUGGACUAUAAACGAUUACCCAGCAAGGAGUAGCCUUUCUGGAUGGACUGCUCAAGGUUAUCAUGCUUGCUCUACUUGCAAUGUGGCAACACCAUCUAUUCGUUUACAAAAGAAGGUUGCUUUUUAUGGUCAUAGACAUUUUUUACCAAUCAGACAUGUCAUUAGAAGGGACAAGAAGACAUAUGGUGUCGUUGAAAAGAGAUUACCACCACAGCCAUUAACCAUGCAAGAAAUGUUCACACAAAUGAGUUUUAUACCUGAUUCUCUUCCUGGUAAGCAUGUCAGUUAUGGCGGCCAAAAAAGAAAGCGUACAAAAGAGCAAGUUGGUUGGCGGAAAAAAAGUAUAUUUUUUGAGCUCCCAUAUUGGGCCAACAUAAUGCUGCGACACAAUCUAGAUGUUAUGCAUGUUGAGAAAAAUGUGUGUGACAGUUUAGUAGGCACAAUAGUUGGGCUGGAGAAUAAGACCAAAGACACAGUUAGUGCCAGAGUAGACUUGGAGAAGAUGAAGAUGAGACCAGAGUUACAGCUGAGGAAGUUGAAUGGUCGGAUACAAAAGCCUGCGGCCAAAUUCACUUUCACUGUUGAAGAUCGCCAAAAGUUUUGUCGAUUUCUUAAAUCAGUGAAGUUUCCAGAUGGUUUUGGAUCUAACCUAAGGAAAAAUGUGAUUGACAAUGACAAUAAGAUAACUGGUUUGAAAUCGCAUGAUUGUCACAUCAUUAUGCAACGCCUUUUGCCAGUUGGUGUGCAUGCAUUCCUAGAGAAAUCAAUGAGUACAACUAUUAUUGAGUUAUGCACUUUCUUCAAGCUCAUUUGUGCGAGAACUCUAAAAGUCUCAGAUUUAGAAAAAGUCCAAACUUCAAUUGUUGAGAUUGUUUGCAAGUUAGAGAAUAUUUUCCCACCUGCUUUUUUCGAUAUCAUGGUCCAUCUACUAAUGUUGCAAUUGAGGAGGAGAGGGAGGAGGAAAUGGAAGAAGAAGAGGAGGAGGAGGAAGAGGAAGUGGAGGAGGAGGAGGAGGAGGUUGAAUAUGAAGAUGAUGAAGAGGAAGAUGAACACAUAGAAACCGAUGAUGAUAGUGAAGAUUAUUAUAGUGAUAAUUAAGUGAUAUGGCUGAUGUUAUUGCUCAAUCUCACGGGGGUGAUGGUGGAGGAUGCGAUCCUCCACGUGGACCGGCAGAUAUCCCAGCUGAUUGUGAACGAGGUAAUAUUUUACACAUUGAUAUACUCCUUAAAAUUUAACAAUUAAUCCAUAUUAAUUUU
Messenger RNA from Humulus lupulus (European hop), 2880 nucleotides. RefSeq lists its product as uncharacterized. The transcript is spliced from 4 exons. The coding region runs from base 396 to 2681 and encodes 761 amino acids. The record is from RefSeq and is a predicted model, not a curated record. NCBI's taxonomy places the organism in Eukaryota, Viridiplantae, Streptophyta, Magnoliopsida, Rosales, Cannabaceae.